CAACAAGUCAUCGGACCAGUCAUUUAUCUUUGCGUUGGAUUUCACAGAAGACGGGAGCGAACCUGAGGAAGGGACUUACAGCGUUGAUUCAACAUUGUAUGGAAACUGGACGCGUUUCUUGAAAUAUAUCAAGUCGUUUAUGACACCAUCUUUGAGAUGAGGACACCUUAUGUUGCCUUUGUGGCAGAGAAGAAAAUAUUCGCCGGCACCGAGUUCACGUUUGACUACUGCCCGUCGACAGCUGUCAAGAAGCGCAAGAGGGGGAAUCGGUGCAUGUGUGGAGCAUCAAAUUGUCGUGGAUGGUUGGCUUGAGAUUUUCUUGACACUUUUUUUUUCAUUAUUGGCCAGACGCUUGAUUGUUGUAUUAUGUGUAUAGGGGGGUAACUGUUGUAUGUUCAUAACUCGUGUACAGAUAUAAAAGACAUUGAUACUGUAG
Molecule: messenger RNA, 436 nt
Organism: Guyanagaster necrorhizus
Lineage: Eukaryota; Fungi; Basidiomycota; Agaricomycetes; Agaricales; Physalacriaceae
Exons: 4
Coding region: 157-312 (51 amino acids)
Source: RefSeq, a predicted model, not a curated record